Cylindrotheca closterium is the source of this 1098-nucleotide messenger RNA. The record is from the annotation of a GenBank genome assembly. Lineage: Eukaryota; Bacillariophyta; Bacillariophyceae; Bacillariales; Bacillariaceae.
AUGCCCAACAGUAGCUACAUCGAUGCACUAGUACGCUCUCUCUACGAUGAGAGUCAGGAGCCCAACGUUGUCAUGUUAAGUGGAAGCCAGCCCAAAAUUCGAAGCCCCCAUGCAUUCGAUUCGCAGUCAGAGCCACCACGUUUGUUCACACGAUCAGCCAACACAUGGGGAGGACAGUUCAACCCUGAUCAUUUCCAGCGCAACGCGUUCGCUAUGAUGUCAGCAAGCCCUGUCAAUGUGGAGAAUGCAGCGUUCCCCGCGAUGACUGCCGCGUCGCAUCACAAAUAUGAAAAAAACAAAAAAAGAAGCGAUUGUAUCAACGAGAAAUCGUAUUUGGUCAACGGAAGCCACGUGGACGAAACCAUCGCCUACAACCAGUAUACCAUCGAUACUGCCGUCCUAGCUCCAACCACAGAGUCUCCAGAAAUCAAGCAAGUGAUCCUACAACAGUCUGUGAACUCCAUCAAGCAGACCAAGACAACAAUGGAACACAAGGUGGAUUUCUUGAUGAGACGCUACACAUCAGUAUGCCCAGAGGUUCGCUCGCGAGUCAACGCCGCUACCAGCAAAUUGUUUGACGUGACUAGUGACGUGCACGAAUUCACAAGCCUGCACGUCAUCGACAACUUGGGACAAGUGAUCGCUACAGGACCGGGACCAGGACUUCCAGCACCAUUUAGAGCCGCUGCCACAUACUUCCGAAUCGAGCUCCGAUUGGCCCCACGGCUUUGCUCCCUACGAACUGACAUUGGAAUCGACCCAACAAAGUUCCCACCAUCUUCCAACAGAGCUGUAUACGUUCCAGUGCCAAGAGUCCAGAACCAGAUGGACGUAUCCAUCACUCGCCAAAAGGUAAUGGACCAAGCACAUCACAAGGAAAUCAUCGCAGCAAUGGCAGCACUAGGAGAAGAGUUCUCAAUGAGAGCUGCGACCAGAGACGGAGGGCCCGAUAACGAAGCCUACGAAAAGUGGUCCAAGCAACAGAUCGCAAAGACCCAAUUCCAAGCGCUCGAACAAGCACUCACAGCCACCUACGUCGGACUACAACAAGGAAUGGAGACGCCAAACCAACAACUGGCAAAACUCAACAUGAUCUGA